This is a messenger RNA of Rhododendron vialii, 2578 nucleotides long. RefSeq names its product protein CPR-5-like. The transcript is spliced from 5 exons. Lineage: Eukaryota; Viridiplantae; Streptophyta; Magnoliopsida; Ericales; Ericaceae. The record is from RefSeq and is a predicted model, not a curated record. The coding region runs from base 758 to 2074 and encodes 438 amino acids. Gene Ontology annotation, biological process: trichome morphogenesis; leaf senescence; defense response.
CAGGUUUUGGAAAGGAAGAAUGCUACAGGGGGAGCAAUUGCAGUUGAUCAUCUUUCUGAGUGAUGGACAAAGGUUCUCCCUUCAAUGUGUUAUAUCUUGGCAUGGCACACCAAUUUUCCCAAAUUGCAGCUAGUGUUGAAAUUACGUUGUAUACGUAUUGUUUUGCGGAUCAUCCUGGUGUUUCUCACUUGGGUUCUUGAAACACUUGGGCUAUGUUUGGAUGCUCAAAAUCCUGGGUAGGAACGGGAAUUGGUUGCCAAGAAUCAUAUUCCUAGCAAACCAAUACCUGAAGUAAUUCUAUUACGAUGGUUGAAUUUAUUUAGUGGUCUUAUCUGGGAUACAUUGCUCUUGGAAAGUUAUUAGAUUGAAUAUUUUCUUUUUUAAAGUAUUAUGCCAGGAAUCUAGGAUUACCAUGCGGCAGGGGAGGGAUGAGAUUCCCACGUAGUUUGUGAUACAUGGUACAGUAUGUCAUUAAGAAUCACAUUCCUAAUCCAGUCUAUUCCAAACGCGGCAAUCUUGUGGAUAUGGUAUUACAUUUCCAUUCCUCGAUAUCUUCCAUCCAAACUGAGCCUUCGUGCAUUGCGAGGCAAAACCCACCAAUGAUGGUGGGGUGGGGUCACAAAUUUCCUUUUAUUUACGUUGCACAUUUUUGUCAGCUUUAGAAAAAUGUGUGUUGAGUGUUGAAAUUUAAUCUCUCUCUUGCAGAUCUGCAGUUUGGCUGUUAGAGAAUCUUUAGCCAAUGUAAGCCCGACCUUAAAUGCUGACUCGUCUGUUGACUGGUUGUCAAGUUAAGGUCUUCGGUCACAAGUUUGAUUCGUUUGUGAAGAACUUUGAGAAGUCCUUCCGGAGCAACUUGAUGACUCUUAGAUUAAUUAAUGAGUCUUCUCAAAGCGACAGAGAACACCGAAGACAUUUAAACAGAGAAAGCAAUUAUUUUUCAGAUAUGACUGCUCAAGUGUCUCGCAACGACGAACACUGUCUUACAUGCACUUCUGGUGUAAGAUCUUGUCAGCCAGAAGCUGUUGGGCCCACUAUCAGUUCCGAGGAGCAUUUUGGCAUUCUAGGAGAGACAGAGCAAAAUACAAGAUCAGGUUUACUAAACCGGGAGCUGGCUUUGAAUGGUGGUGAAAUUAACCAACAGUUGGCUUGUGUUUCAAGUUCUUCAGUAAACCAGUCUAUGUUUAGUACUUUUGAGAGAUCUGUGAUUGAGCAAACUCGUUCUAACGACCUCAAGACGUUUGAGAUUGGUCUCACCAUGAAAAAAUUGCAGAUGACAGAGAAACAGCUCUCUCUCCACUCUGAUUUAAAUUUCUUGGAGAGGUGUAAAUUAUCUAUGGGUACAAAAAGGGCGUUCUUUAAAGCCGAGAAAUUCAAAACUGAAUUAGAAGAAACAAGACAUGCUGAGCUGCUUAAAAAGUGCACAGACUGUCUUGUUGCUGGCUUGCUCAUCAUGUUGGCAUCAAUUGGAUACGGAACGUAUGUUUAUUCACACCGCAGGAUAACUGAAGCUACUGCAUCCUGUAUGCCUUCCGAGGAAUCCAAUUCAUGUUGGGUCCCAAAGCACGUGUCAUCAUUCAAUUCAGGACUACGGUUCGUAUCAUGUUAUCUUCAAGUUUUGAGCCGUGUAAUAUUCUGCUUGUUCAUGAUCUUGGCAAUCACUUAUUUACUUCUCCUACAGUCGUCCGUUUCAAGUCAAACAAUGCCAGUCACAUUCAUCCUCAUCCUAGGAGUUGCCUGUGGUUUUGCUGGCAAGCUUUGCAUAGAUACAUUGGGAGGGAGUGGAUACCACUGGCUCUUGUAUUGGGAAGUACUAUGCCUUUCGCAUUUCUUUUCAAGUGUUCGUACCUCAGAUUUGUUUCACGUCCUCUAUGGGCCCAUUAGUGUGUCUCACGGGGGAGCAAUGGAGAAGACAAUGUUUCCGUACUGGAUUAGGCGAUUUUUUUGCUACGCCAUUGUGCUUCUGCUUCUGCCGAUGAUACGUGGACUAGUACCUUUUGCCAGCCCUGCUGAGUGGAAAGAUCACUUAUCAUUAAAGGUGAUGGAUUUGUUGCAACCUACAAGCGAAUGGAACUGAAGGUUAGUGGUCUGGCAAAAAGAGCCUAUUCCAUUUUGACUGUCAAUUGAACGGUUGGUUACCUUUUGCCAGCCCUGCUGAAUGGAAAGAUUACUCUGCGUCAGGGGUGACAGUUUCUUGCAAACUAUGAGUGAUUCGAACUGAAGCCUCUUGUUGUGAUAAAAAGAAGCCCAAUCAAGUAAAUUAUUUUCUCUUGUAUUGUUAUUCUGUAUUUUAGACUCAGAUCCUCGCGCAUUAUACUAGGCGAAGACAAGCGUAUUGAUCUGACUCAAAUUAUUGUGCUUGUUUUAUUCAGAGGUUAUUUAUUGUACUUCCACAUUUGGAGUGUAAUUUGGGUUUUCUCGGUAAGGGGAAAAAAAUAAUGUUGUACUUGGUUAGUGAUCUAACAUUAAGUUGUGAAUUUGUAAUAUAUAAGCAGAACUCUUUGCUUGAUUUAUAUAGCUCUCUGAGCACCAGUUAUUGAACGACUUGGAGAUUGUUUCGGGAGAAUUUGAUUUGAUUUGA